ACACCGAAUUGGCUAAUGAGGAAGGCGUUCUUGCACUGCUGCUGUGUGUGUGUGUGCACUGUGCACUGUGUGCUGCAGGUCGGCUGGCCGGCAGUCCUGGCAGCGGUGGCCACGCUGGAGUCGGACCCGGCGCUCGGCUGGAAGGGCGCCGUCGGGCCGGGGCCGCCGUCGGGACCCGACUCGGGGCCCGGCACGCCCGGCUCGGCCGGCCCGGCGGGCUAUGGCGCCGGCGGCCCGCAGUUUCCCGCCGGCGGACCGGGCACGCCGCACUCGCAGGGCAGCAGCUUCACGCCGCCGGCGGUGCCGCCGCACUUCCCGAGCCCCGGCCACCCGGCGCCGGCCGGCGGCCCGUCGCCGUACCCGACGCCGCCGGCCAGCGGGCCGCCGAGCGGGCCGUUCCCGGCUGUCUCCACGCCGGGCCCGCACCCGGCACAGUUCGGCGGCCCGGCCGGCAUGAUGCCCCACAGUAUGGCCGGCGGCCCGUUCCCACCGAUGGGCCCGCACCCAGGCCCGUUCGGCGGCCCGUUCCCGUUCGGACCGCAGCACAUGGGCCCCAUGCACGGGCCCGGCGGUCCCAUGGGCCCGGGACCGAUGGGGCCCGGUGGGCCCAUCCCGCCGGACAGAAUGGACCACGGGCGGCAUAAUUCGUACUUCAACCAGCCUGACUAUAGGAUCCAUGAACUGAACAAACGACUGCAACAAAAGUCAGAGGACAGCGAUAGCCUCUGGUGGGAUGCGUUCGCCACCGAAUUCUUCGAGGACGACGCUACACUCACUCUCACCUUCUGCCUCGAGGACGGACCAAAGAGAUACAUGAUUGGUCGCACGCUGAUCCCGCGCUACUUCCGGAGUAUCUUCGAGGGCGGUGUGACGGAGCUCUACUUCAGCCUGCGCCACCCCAAGGAGUCGUUCCACAACACGAGCAUCACGCUCGACUGCGACGCGGCCACCAUGGUCACCCACCACGGCAAGCCGCUGCUGGCCAAGGUGUGUACCGAAGGCCGCUUCAUCGUCGAGUUCACCUUCGACGACCUGAUGCGGAUCAAGUCGUGGCACUUUGCGACUCGCGGCGUCAAGGAGCUGAUUCCGCGCUCGGUGCUGGCAAUGCACGCGCAGCAGGAGCCCGGGCUGGCAGAACAGCUGGGCAAGAACAUCACCCGGCAGGGGCUCACCAACGUCACUCUCAACUACCUGAGGCUGUGCGUCAUUCUGGAGCCGAUGCAGGAGCUCAUGACACGCCAGAAGGCCUUCUCGCUCAGCCCGCGUGACUGCCUGAAGACCACCCUGUUCCAGAAGUGGCAGCGUAUGGUGGCUCCCCCAGGUGGGCCAAAUCACCCCCAUAGCAAACCGGAAGAAAACCAGCGGCCGCCCAGCAAACGGCGGAAACGGAAGGGCGCGGCUGGCGGGGGCGGCGCCGCCCAGAGCAAGCAGAAAGGCCGGCCGCCGUUCAGUCUCUCCGGACAAGACGUGAUGGUGGUCGGGGAGCCGUCUCUGAUGGGCGGCGAGUUUGGCGACGAGGACGAGCGGCUUAUCACUCGGCUGGAGAACGCGCAGACGGACGCGGCGGCGGCGGCCGGCGCCGGCUCGGCCGGUGGCGGCGGCGGCGGCUCGGCGUCCGGCGGCGCGCCGCCCCCCGAGGAGAACAACUACACGUCGUCACCGCUGACCUCCGGCGGCAGCUGGACGAGCGGCGAGCGCUCCCAGCCGCCGCCGCCGCCGCCGCCGCAGACCUCCACGCCCACCCCGCAGGACUCGCAGGAGAAGAAGUCGCCGGCCGUGGCCCAGUGACACCCGUGUGAGCCAGUGACACGGACCUGAGCUUGUGCCGCAGUGCUGCCGCCAGAGUGGACUAGAUGUGAAAAGCCUCUGACAGAUGCCUGGUGUGUGUAUGCCGGUGCUUUUUUACGAUUUUAUCCCAUUUUAAAUGGAGUUUGUGUUAGGGUAAUGCUGACCGGACGUGGAGAGAUUGGUCGCCAUAUUUCUCGGUGAAUUGAAUUCAAUAUUCUUAAAUGCCGUGUGUUUCUUUACUGUGCCUUUUCAUGUGUUUAAUUGGUUUGCUGAUACUUUCAGUUUCGGUUGCGAGCAUCUCUUUUGAGACGGCGCGUGUGUGUUAGGUCGGGCCCGCGCAUACUGGAAGCGAGCACGAACACAGGCGAGUGAGUGUCUUAGGGUUGGCCGCGGCCGCCCACACAACCAUAAUCUCAGGUUACCUAAAGUGACCACCUCAGAGCCUGUCCGCUCGCGCUGCGUGUGUUCAUGUGUGUAUGUGUGUGCGCGCUCGCUGUGUCUCUGGCCGGUGCUGGUCGGGCCAGCGCAUACCGUGCAGAGUGCCAGCUGCCGUUCUUGUGAGAGUGUCCUGCGGUAUGUGUUUUUUGUGUGUCUUGAGUGUAUGAAGGAGCGUCCCUGCGAUCACCCGGAACGCUCGCGACGGCGGGAUCUCAUUGUGGCCCCGUUUCCGGCGGCUCAUCACCAGAGUGGGGCGGGCCCGUCUGUGGCAGACUUUCCCAGAAUUACCGGGCAGAGUAGCGGCCGGCUCCCGGUCUGCGGCCGUCGCCUGGAUCGCUCCAUAGGCGCCUCGGCACGGAGCUCGCCAGCUCGGGCCGGCUCCGCUCUCAGUCAUUGGCAGCUAUGUUGUAUCGCAGAGUGUCGCCGAGUCUCGUUGUGCUUGGCGCGUUCUAUCUCCGCGCCCGCUCCCACUCUGAAGGAGCCGCUCCGUGCGCGACACCAAAGCAGACCGACCCGGCGCGGCGCGGCCGCCGCCGCUCCAGGCUGCAUGUACAAACGGUAAUACAGAACCGGGAUGGUGUGGCGCGA
Messenger RNA from Amphibalanus amphitrite, 2814 nucleotides. RefSeq names its product LIM domain-binding protein 2-like. Bases 16 to 1788 code for a protein of 590 amino acids. Gene Ontology annotation, biological process: positive regulation of transcription by RNA polymerase II; negative regulation of transcription by RNA polymerase II; nervous system development. The transcript has 11 exons. NCBI's taxonomy places the organism in Eukaryota, Metazoa, Arthropoda, Thecostraca, Balanomorpha, Balanidae. The record is from RefSeq and is a predicted model, not a curated record. Gene Ontology annotation, cellular component: transcription regulator complex; nucleus. Gene Ontology annotation, molecular function: LIM domain binding.